CGGGUACCAGCCCGGCGACGAGGUGCAGUGAGCUCAGCAGCGCCUUCCAGUCCAGCCCAGGAAAGGGCUGAGCCGGAGCCCUGCCGCCCCGGCUCGGGGGGAGUGAGCCGGGGAGCCCCAUGCACACAGACUGCCCAGGCAGUAGCCAUGCACUCAGGCGUGGAGUUAAAGAGAGCCAUCUCUGCCAGCAUGGAGACAGAGAAACCAAUGAGACGCUACGGGGCAGUGGAGGAGACUGAGUGGAAAGCUGAGGGGCUGGGGAGAAAUCAACUUGACAUCAUCUCAAUGGCUGAAACAACAAUGAUGCCUGAGGAAAUUGAAUUGGAGAUGGCAAAGAUCCAGAGGCUUCGGGAAGUCUUAGUCAGAAGAGAAUCAGAGCUCAGGUUUAUGAUGGAUGACAUCCAGCUGUGCAAGGACAUCAUGAACCUUAAACAGGAGCUGCAGAAUUUAGUAGCAAUUCCAGAAAAAGAAAAAACAAAAAUGCAGAAACAAAGAGAGGACGAAUUGAUUCAGAAGAUCCAUAAACUGGUGCAAAAAAGAGAUUUUCUUGUAGAUGAUGCAGAGGUGGAGAGAUUAAGAGAGCAAGAGGAAGACAAGGAGAUGGCUGAAUUCCUGCGGAUCAAAUUAAAACCCUUAGACAAAGUAACACGAUCGCCUGCCAGUACCCCAGCAGAAAAGAAGGCAGAACCUCCUCCAAGCAAGCCCACCGUCGCCAAAGCAGGAAUAGCUAUUAUUAAAGAUUGUUGUGGGGCCACGCAAUGCAACAUCAUGUAGCUCCAGUCUCUCUACCAAUUCUGUCUUUUUUUCAAAUGUUUUCAUUGGAUAAAACAGUAGGGUGAAAGGAUUUUAAAGCAUCCUGAUAUUUGAAUCAAGAAAUACUGUAAACAUUACAGUAAUGUACUGAAUGUACCAAUGGUGAAUCCUUCACUGUUGCAUGGAUCACUCAAUGCGCAUGCUUAAAAUAAAGGAAUAUAUAUAUAGCAGCUGUCCAAUGACCAGAACAGAUAGGUAAAAAUAGCUGAAAAGACAAAUACAACUCUGUGGCAAAAGUGAAUUAGAAAAGUGUAUAUUUUACCAAAUAAUGUUUAAAAUAGCGGUUUUAAAAAUUCAGCACUUUGUAGGAUUUGUUAUACACCUUUUUUCCCUUGGCAAAUUUCAUUCAAACACAUGCCAAGG
Molecule: messenger RNA, 1176 nt
Organism: Trachemys scripta elegans
Lineage: Eukaryota; Metazoa; Chordata; Testudines; Emydidae
Gene: BMERB1
Product: bMERB domain containing 1
Exons: 6
Coding region: 148-774 (208 amino acids)
Biological process (GO): negative regulation of microtubule depolymerization
Cellular component (GO): microtubule cytoskeleton
Source: RefSeq, a predicted model, not a curated record